Messenger RNA from Dentiscutata heterogama, 2073 nucleotides. NCBI's taxonomy places the organism in Eukaryota, Fungi, Glomeromycota, Glomeromycetes, Diversisporales, Gigasporaceae. The record is from the annotation of a GenBank genome assembly.
AUGGAAAAAUGGUUUCGUUUACCAACCAUAGCCCAACCUUUUGUCUUUUUUAGGAUUUCAUCUAUCAUUAAAGUUUCAGACGUUUCGUCUUUCUCCAAGGGAUUUUUCAUCAUUUCGCCAGGUGCUUCACCUUUCUAUAGGGUUUCAUCAUUUCGUCAAGGGUAUCGUUUUUCAUCAUUAAGUAAAAUAGUUUUGCCAAACAACUACACUCCUACACUUAAAAUUCAAUAUCAUAUAAUUAAUAAAAAUGCAGCAGAAACAUAUCACGCCAAUUUAACAUUAGACUAUCUUAAAAAAGCUGGAAAUUUUGAUGGUGCGAUUCAAUUAUUUAAUAGUCUUGACGAAUUUGACAUCAAAAAAGAUGUUUAUACAUACAAUUGUAUAAUUCAUAUAUACUCAAUGAAACAAGAUAUGAACAAAUCUAUAGAAUAUUAUGAAGAAAUGUUAUCAAAUGGAAUAGAAGCAGAUUCUGUAACAUAUUUAAUAUUGAUUGAUGGUUUCGGAAAGCAAAAGGAUACAAAGAAAGCUCUAGAAUUUUAUAAUAAGAUGAUAUCUUGUAAUAAACAACCAACGACAAAAAUUUUUUCAUCUCUUAUAAAUUCAUGUAUAAAAGAAGAUCAAAUAGAACAAGCUGAAGAAAUUUUUAAAGCCAUGAAAUCGUUUAAUAUACAACCGGAUAUUAGAUUAUAUAAUACUCUAAUACGUAAUUCAAUAAUUAAAUUCGAUAUGAAAGCUGCAAAUCAAUUUUAUAAUGAAAUUAUAAGAUUUGGAAUAGAACCAGAUGUUUAUACUUUUGCAAUGAUGAUUGAUGGAUAUUUAAAAGUCGGUGAUCAAGAAAGUGCUCAAAAAAUUUAUUCAUAUAUGAUGAAUAAUGGAAUAAAUAUUAAUUCAACGGUAAUUAAUAUUUUAAUGCAAUUAUAUUUUGAAAAAAAUGAUUCAAAAAUGGUUCAUAAUAUUUUUGAACAAUAUUUUUCAAAUCCUUCAUUUUAUAAUAAUGGAAUUUCACCUGAUAUUAAAUCAUGGACAAUUUUUUUAAAAUCAAGAUUACGACUUACAAAAGAUAUUGAAGAAGCUUAUGAUAUAUAUAAGGAAUUUUUAAUGCAAAUUGAUAAGAAUGAUGAUUUAAAUUUUCAACUUUUACCUGAUUGUCGUGUUUUUAAUCAUUUUCUUACAAUAUUUGCUCAUAAUUAUGGAAAUAUGACACUUUCUCAAGAAGUUUAUGGUGAAAUGAUUAGAAGAAAUAUUUUACCCGAUGUUGUAACUCAUACUAUAUUAAUUGAAGGUUAUGCUUUAUUAGGUCAAGUUGAAAAGGCAAAUAGACAAUUUCAAAUUAUGAAAUCUAAUAACAUUAAACCUAAUGUAUUUACUUAUACAAGUUUAAUCAAAGCUUGGGCUCAAGUUUGGAGAAUUGAUAAAAUUCAACAAGUUUAUAAUGAAAUGAUCAAAUCCGGUAUAAAACCUCAUAGAGCAACUUAUCGUGCGAUAGCUUCUAUAAAAAAUUCAAAAUUUGAUAUCUCUCAACAACAACAACAAAAAAAUUUAUCAAUUUUACCUAUAUCAAGAACACCACAACAUGUUAAAGACACAAUAAAAUUAUAUGAUAAACUUGAAAAAGUUCAAGAUUCUGAAACAGCUUAUAGUCUUUUCGAAAAUUUUUUAAAAAACUUUGAUAAUACAAAUUACCUUGAUUAUAAUUCAAAACCAAAUAUUUAUUCUUUUACUAUAUUUAUGACAAGUUUUGUAUUUCAUCAUAGAGAUAUGAUAUUUGCUCUUAAAGUAUUUGAAGAAAUGUUAAAAAGAAAUAUUCCGGCUAGUUGUUAUUGCUAUAAUGUUUUAAUUGAAGGAUUUGCUAGAUCAAAUGAACCUUUUAAAGCUGAAAAAAUGUUUUAUACUAUGAUAAAUAAUAAUGUUAAACCAGAUAUUAGUUCUUUUAAUAGUUUAAUAUCUGCUUGGAUUAUGGUUGGAAAAAAGGAUAAAGUAUUCAAUACUUAUCAUGCGAUGAAAAAAUAUGGGUAUAGUGGCACAUAUCCAAAUACUGCUGCAAAUAGAGAUUCCGCUAACCGGAAACCGUGA